GGCGGUAGUGCACCAAUGAGGAUGCAAGCCGCCGUUAAACGCAAUAGAAGAAGAAAAGUAGGAAGUCUCGAGUUGGAUAGCUCUACUGAAACCAGGCCUGUUCAUACUACAGCUCCAUUUGGAAUUCUAUCCGUCGCCAAAUCUCCACUACAUCUCCACCAAUGCUUUGAUCAGCUGAACACCGGGGCGAGACGGGAGCGACGAUCGAAAGCAACAAAGGAGAACAAAGGGCCGAACAGCAACCAACGCAACGAACGGAGGAAUCGGCCGGACAAAGGCACGUGGUGGUCCGAAGGUUCGAAGCCUUACACUGCAGGUUCAGAUCCACCUCUGCUUCCUCCAACAACCAUGGAAGAACAGAAAAAGAAACAAAGAGAAAGACGAUGCUCAAGGCUGUAUCUCUGUCAGCAAUGUGACCAAACCUUUACCAGGCUAUCAGAGCUGAAGAAUCAUCAGAAGGUACACCAUGGAGAGGAACCAUACAGCUUUGGACAAUGUGGCAAAACAUUCACUGCAAGAAGUAAUCUAAAGACCCAUCCGCAAGUUCAUACGGGAGAAAGACCAUACACCUGCAUUGAAUGUGGAGCAGCUUUCAAAAGGCCAGAUGCUUUAAAAGUCCAUUUACGUGUUCACACUGGAGAGAAGCCUCACUCGUGUGAACAGUGUGGAAAAGCAUUCGCUAAUCGCAGUAGUUUAGUGAGUCACCAACGUGUUCACACUGGAGAGAAACCUUAUUCUUGUGAACAGUGUGGAAAAGCAUUCUCUAAAAGAAGUAGCCUCGUUAUUCACCAACGUGUUCACACUGGAGAGAAACCUCAUUCUUGUGAACAGUGUGGAAAAGCAUUCUCUUAUCGCAGUGGCUUUGUUAAUCACCAACGUGUUCACACUGGAGAGAAACCUCAUUAUUGUGACCAGUGUGGAAAAGCAUUCUCUCAAUACAGUCAUCUACUGACACACCAACUCGUACACACUAGAGAGAAGCCUUACUCGUGCGGACGGUGUGGAAAAGCGUUCUCUUAUUACAGUAGCUUAGUGAUACACCAACACGUUCACACUGGAGAGAAACCUCACUGGUGUGAAGUGUGUGGAAAAAAAUUCUCUCAUCGCAGUAACUUAGUGAGACACCAGCGUGUUCACACUGGAGAUAAACCUCACUUUUGUGAACAGUGUGGAAAAGCGUUCUCUCGACACACUUAUUUACUGAUGCACCAACAGGCUCACACAGACACUGGAGAGAAACCUCACUCAUGUGAACAGUGUGGAAAGUCAUUCUGUUACAGCAGUAGUUUAUUCAGACAUCAGCGUGUUCACACUAAAGAAAAACCUCACUGGUGUGAAUAGUGUGAAAAACAUCCUCUAAUUGCAGUAGCUUUGUGAAACACCAACAUGUUCACACCAAACAGAAAAUUCCCAUCUUCUCCUGAGCUUCUGCUAUGGUGAUUCUGACGUGCAAAUCACAAACAAACAAAAAGCAACAACAUUGGAACACUGAAGAAAGGGUAGGGACCAGGUCUUGUUUCUGAUUGGUUGCAUGCUAAGUCAGUCUGGCAGAAUUUCUCUGCGAGCUUGGAGAUCGAACAAUGUGGUAGGUGCUUGGAUAGAAAACUAAAACAGACUCCAUGUUAAAACACUAUGAAAAUGUUUCAUUAACUGAAUCUGCAAAGAUAUCUCCCUCACAUGCAUUGUUUGUUAGAUGGAAUAACAGCUACGUACUUUGUAUGGUGCAGCUUAUGUACUGAGCUGAAAUUUGCCUGAGCACCAACUACCUUGUUUGGUAGCCAAACAGCUGUUCAGCCCCGCAAAGUCCUGAUUAGGUCGCUCUCCUUACAUCUUAUUAAAGAGUAGACUCCGUCCCACUGAGUCCUGCUUCUUUCAGUUUUGGUUUGAGUGUCUGAAUAGACAUUUAAUGUUAAAAAAUCCAUCCACCCAUUUUCAUCUGCUUAUCCGGGGGCCGGGUCGCGGGGGGCAGCAGUCUGAGCAGAGUUCCAGACUUCCCUCUCCCCGGACACUUCCUCCAGCUCUUCUGGUAGAACCCCAAGGCGCUCCCAGGCCAGCCGAGAGGCGUCCAGGAGGCAUUCGAACCAGAUGCUCAAGCCACCUCAACUGGCUCCUCUCGAUGUGGAGGAGCAGUGACUCUACAGGCUCAACAGGUGACUGAGCUCCUCACCUUAUCUCUAAGGGAGUGCCCUGCAACUCCACGGCGGAGGCUCAUUUCGGCCGCUUGUACCCGUGAUCUUGCCCUUUUAGUCAUGACCCAACGAUACACUGACCGCAUUACUGCAGCUGCCGCACCGAUCGGUCUGUCAAUCUCACGCUCUUUUCUUCCCUCACUUGAGAACAAGACCCCAAGAUACUUGAACUCCUCCACUUGGGGCAGGAACUCUCCUCCAACCUGGAGAGGGCAAACCACCUUUUUCCGGUCGAGAACCAUGGCCUCAGAUUUGGAGGAACUGAUUCUCAUCGCAGCCGCUAUGUUAAAAAAUGUUGACAUUUUAUCAUACCAAGGAUUGAACUUUAGAGCUGAGUUGCAGUAACUUUGUUUCUCUGGACUCGUGUGAUCUUAAUCUGAAAUCCCGUGGAGUUGAAUUUGCUCUGCCAUACAGUGAUAUUUAUAACUUCAUCAUUCUUUAAUAGCAUAAUGCCUUAUAUUGAGUUCACAAAAUUCAAACAAACAAAAGGAGCUGCUGUUAUGGUAGAUAAACUGAAAAAUGUGUGCUUUAACAUACAUACCUGGCAUUAAAUAAAAAUAAAACAACUUAGACCUGUGUCAAUGCCAAAUUACCCUGCAUUUGUUUGCAGUAUAACAUUUUACUUGAAACGGGUACAUAGAGUGACAAUAGGAACAUAGUAGGUUAGAAGUCAGCUCUGUCCUGGGUUGUGCUCUGGGCGCAAUACAGGACGUGGGUGACAGAAGGUUCCUGGCAAAGCCGACAUCUAUCCUGGACCUUGACUUUCACCUACUGCAGGACACACCUUCUAAUCUGGGAAGCAGCUUCAGUGACUGACUGAACCACCCUUGCUGUGUGAAGGAGAGAUGACGCAGGUCAGGAAAGACAUUUUCAUCAUGCUGGACUAUAAACAUAACACUCGGUUGCAUAUUAUUAAUCCAGCUUUAAUGACUUAGUAUAAACGGUGCUCAACUUAUGUGAAGCAGACAUUCAAAUUUUUCAAUUAGUCCUCUCCAUGUUUUACUUUGAUCAACUUCUUGGCACCAGAACUUUAACUAGAAAGCCAGUUGAGAACAGUUAUGCUUAAGUUUACUAACUUUCCGCAGGUACUAAGAAGUAACCUUCACCCAUAAGCAUAGCAUAGUAGCUUUGGAAAGUUUUUCUGCCGGAUGCCCUUCCUGAAGCAAGGCCUCACUGAGGGGACUGUACCAGUGACCUAGACGAUAGGAGUGCAGCUCAAACCACCGUGCCAUAAAUCAGUAUAUUACUUGGUGUGUCAGUAAGUCUACUUCAUCUAAAGCAAAAUGUUGAGCCUGGUGAAGGCAUUCAUUUUCAUAAAAACUAAUUAAAGUACUCAACCCACAGACAUACAACGAUAACGCACAAAAUCCUUAGUUGAAUAGCCCAUAAUAUUUUAAUUAGCACAGCAAAGCCACGUUUUAGCUUGCAGGGAAAAACUGGAAAUGAAAGUUAGACUGACUUGGCUUGUGACCAAUCAGAAACAAGACCUGGUCCCUACUCUUUCCACAAUGGUUUAAAUGUCGUUGUGUUUUCUCCUAUUGUUUGUUUGUGAUUUGCACUUCAGGGCCACCGUAUUCUGCAGUCACUCAGAACAUCAAUAGUAUGUGGCUCCAAAAUCUGCAGCUGCUCUGUCCUCAUGGGAUCCUGGCUGCCUUAUGUAUGCCCAAUGUCAGAGAGAGAUAGAGUCCAGAGGAACAAAUCUCAGUGGUGAUUUUAAAAUUAAACAAAGGCAAGGUGGAAAACAAACAUCACAAGAGUUAAGUGUUUAAAAAAUUGGGAAUUUACAGCUUGUUUUACACCAGUAACUUAAUGUUUUACAUACACCAUUAAGAUGAUUUUCUAAUAAUUGUUUGAAGAUAGGUUACAAUUCUUUUUAAUACAUAUAUAAAGAUUUUCUGACCUUGUGAUCAGGAUGAAAUUGAGUGUUACAGAACAUGAGUCAAUACAUGGUAAUGUUAAGAGAUAAAGUGAGCAUGACAUAAGCAGAAUAUGUGAUUAAAAACUGUUUAGUAGUUUUUAGUUGAUUAGUAGAGAGACUACUGUUGCAGGAGGACACUGUCAGUCUGGACAUAAAUGAGGAAAAGAUGAUUUUGAAGGAGAUUUGUCUAGAAAGGCAUUACUGCCUCUUCAUGAGGCAGGAUGAAGCAGACCUGCUUCUUAGUGCAGGUUGCUCUGAAACGAGACUCUCCUGCACGACUCAUGCACUCGUCAACCAGCCUUAAACUUUAGGAAGCAUAGGAAUUGUGAGUAGAUUUGCAGUAUUCAUAGAGAAGGACAAACAUGUAUAUAUUCAUUUUGAUAUUCUAGACAUUUUAUUACUUGCUUUUAGCUUUUGCAUUUUGCUAAAUAAAGUACAAACCUUGCUAAAAGUAAAUUUCCUUCUUUUAGUUCUAUCUUAAUAGGAGUUUCUUUAAAGUGCUCACAGCUUCUCUUUCCUCAUUGAUGUAGAUUGUAUGGUUGGGUCAAGUUUGUCAGUUUAUUCUAGAUUGAUAAAUCAACACAUCUUGUGUAGUAAAUGUUCACCAAAAACUAUUCCAGCAACCACAACAACUGUUGCAAUAAGAAGGAAGCUAUUGUUAAUGAUUAGAAUCUGUGAUCUACUGGUCUGUACAGGUGCUGAUUGUGGUUUAAGCAAGUGGGUGAAGGUAGAGAAUAGCUGGAUGAAUUCCUUCUCUACAGAGGAACCUCAAUUUUAAUACCCCAGGCAGGUUGACAAAGGAUCCACUUUAAGGUGUGUGGCUCAGCUGGUUUCUCACACUAAAGAGUAAAAUUAUAAAUUUUCACACCAUGUUCAUUGUUUGUUCAUUUUAAAUAGCUGUUGUUAACACAGCGGUGUCUUAGGUAAAAUUAAGGGAGACAUCCUUUCUUGUUCAGCUCCACUUGCAUUGCUGCGUGUUGCUUAUCACAUGUGGAGUGAUUUAGAUUUUUCAGCAUCCAGCACAUAAUCACUGAAGACAUGCAUCUCUACUUUCCCUAAAUUAAAAGUUGUUUAAUGUUUAUAUAUGUUUAUAUAUUUUUUUAUUCAUAGAGGUGUCUCCUACACAUGUUUAUGUUGCAGAUGUGUUUUUGUGUUCAAAUGCAUUGACAUUUUUAAUAAGUGUAAGUGUGUUUAAAGAGUAUAUGAGGGUUAAUUUAAGAGUUAAUCUAUAAACGUGUUGUAGCAGCCCAGGGGGGUUAUUCCCGCCUUGAGCUGCUAAGGCUGAUGGGAAAAUAACAAUUCUUGUGUUUGUAGUGUUAUAGGUAAAGUUAGGGUUUAGGUAAUCUUAUAAGUUAAAUUAAUUUAGCCAUUUGUUCAUGUGUCUUUAAAAUGUUUGCUUUGUUUUGUAUGCUGCACCCUGACGCAUUCGAGGUUCAAAAAUAAACCUGGCCAUCUGAGUGGAUGCUUGGAUGGUAUCAAAAGAU
Betta splendens (Siamese fighting fish) is the source of this 5591-nucleotide messenger RNA. Its product is annotated as zinc finger protein OZF-like. The transcript has 4 exons. The coding region runs from base 16 to 1341 and encodes 441 amino acids. Lineage: Eukaryota; Metazoa; Chordata; Actinopteri; Anabantiformes; Osphronemidae. The record is from RefSeq and is a predicted model, not a curated record.